AUGUAUCCAGAAGUUCCAAUUGCACUGAGAAUGUCCAGCCAUCUUCUGCUUGGAGUUGUCCGGAUAUAUUCAAAGCAAGUUGAAUAUCUAUACCACGACUGCAAUGUUGUACUGAUAGGGAUAAGAAAGGCCUUUUCUUCUGUUGAAAUUAAUUUACCAGAAGAUGCAUCUCAUGCACCAUUUUACUCUGUCACUUUGCCAAACACAUUUGAACUUGAUGCCUUGGAUUUGGAUGAUGACUAUUAUCAUGAUUGGUUUCAGGAUAAUCAUCUGAGGAGCCAGGAGGAGAUAACCCUCCCAGAUGAUCAAAUUCCGAUUGGGAGAGAUGCUUAUAUAGUCGUCACAUUUGAUGAGGUAGCUAUGACUACUGAAGUUAAUGAAAGGCCUAACGAAGAUAGCAUUCCUCAAAAUAUUCCUGAAAUUGAAGUUAUCCGUGAUGCCGUCCAUGACAAAAAUGUUCCAGUUUGGCCAGACCAGGGUAAUCAUGUACUUGUACCGGAUAGAACUUCAGAACAGCUGGUCAUGGAAGAGGAGGAAAUCAUUCCCCAGGUUAUGGAAGAAAUCUUGGAAUCUGGUGGUCAUUCUCUCCCAUCUCAGCAAUGCCAAGAACCACCUUCUGCUGCUUCGAAACAGGCCUCUGAGAUUUAUGACACACACAUUUCAUUUGGGCAUGUCUCACCUGAAUUGGCAAUUCAAUCUACUCCUCCUGCUGAGCAGCCAAAAGGAAGGCCAAGAAAGAGAAAGCACCACUAUGAUGAGUCCACAGUGUUGACUAAUAAGUUUAUGAAAAGGGCACUAACGGAUUCUAGUGAUAUACAGCGGGUAAGGAGGGAUUGCCCUUGCUCUGCUUUGGGUUUUUGGAAAUUAAACAAUAGAUUGAAAAAGGAAAAAGUCUUCCUUGAUCCUUUAACGUCUGGGUUGUGUGUGGAUCUGUCUAAUACUUAUCAUAAAGAUUUCAUUUCUUUGAAACUUCAGUUAGCUCACAUAGAGGAAGCCCAUCCAGAGCCUGAUAAUGCACAUUCUCCUGUUCCCAUGCCCGAAAUUGAUAUGGAAAUUGAACAUCUUCGAGAGUAUGCAAGCCCUGCUAGCAUCAAUCUUUUGUCAGAACUCCUUCCUUCUCCAAAUAAAUUCAUGUCUUCUCCAACUCGAAGAGAUGAGUUCACUCCUGCCUUCACUACCAACUUGGGGUCAGAGUCAAAUCUUCUGGGAACAACUAUUGGGACUGAAGUGCCAUCCACAUCAGACUUGGCAGCAUCUACUGGACCUGUUGGUUCUGAAAUGGAAACUCCAGUGCUUUUCUCAGAAGAGCAACUAAGUUUCAAAAACACUGGUCUUUCUGAUAUUCCUGAGCUGGUGAAGUCUGCAGGAGACCUAAAUUUUUUGGAAGAGGAGGACAAUUCACCAGCUGGAUCCCAAGGAACUCCUGAGUUUGGGUACUCGUCGGGAAUACAAAAAGGGACUCCUGAAAUUGAUGCAUUGUCUGCAAGAACAAGGGCUGUGGCUCAAUAUUUAAAAAGGCAGUCAUCAGCUGCCCCUGUCUCGGAAGACUUGUCUGGAGAUCUCAGUUUGAACAAUAUUCUAGAAGGGAAAAGGAAAAAAGUAUGUGCUCGAAUGUUCUUUGAGACACUAGCCUGAGUAGAGCACAGAAUACUCCAAGGAGUCGUCAACCAAACUCAGUUAAACAAGCCCCAGGGUUACUACUUGGAGUCAGAUUCAUAAAUGCUUCUUGAAUAAUUGAGUUGUGAUCUCCUUUUAGUAUAUUUUGUACUCUGCCAGGCCUGCAAUGUAGUA
Messenger RNA from Ilex paraguariensis (yerba mate), 1791 nucleotides. NCBI's taxonomy places the organism in Eukaryota, Viridiplantae, Streptophyta, Magnoliopsida, Aquifoliales, Aquifoliaceae. The record is from the annotation of a GenBank genome assembly.